AAUCGGAAGAAAUAAUUAACGAACCGAUUGUCAUUUCCGAUGAGUUCAUUUCGGAUGAAUCGCAGACGACCAGCCCGGGAAAUUCCCCACGUGCGUCCGAUAUUAUGAACAUCCCGGUUGACAAAAAUUCGAUCUGGGCGUCAUCAAGUGUAAUCAAUAUAUCAAAUUCCGGAUUGAAAGCGGCUAUUGGUAAAUAAUCGAAUUUAAUUAAGUUAUAAAGGCUUAUCCAGAUUAUUCAUAUAUUAUAUCGUGGGAAAUCUAUUCAUUUUUUUUAGUUGUUUUUGUGUUAGGUACCGAUACAGUAUAAUAUUAAUUGAAUCUAAUUAAUAUAAAUAAAUAAUUGUAAUUUGAAAAAAAUAUUUCCUUACUUGAUCGUAGAACGAAUUGUCAGAAUUCGGCGGAUUUUCUAA
Cinara cedri is the source of this 410-nucleotide messenger RNA. The record is from the annotation of a GenBank genome assembly. Lineage: Eukaryota; Metazoa; Arthropoda; Insecta; Hemiptera; Aphididae.